This is a messenger RNA of Anneissia japonica, 1145 nucleotides long. RefSeq names its product extracellular serine/threonine protein kinase FAM20C-like. NCBI's taxonomy places the organism in Eukaryota, Metazoa, Echinodermata, Crinoidea, Comatulida, Comatulidae. Gene Ontology annotation, molecular function: phosphotransferase activity, alcohol group as acceptor. Gene Ontology annotation, biological process: protein phosphorylation. Gene Ontology annotation, cellular component: Golgi apparatus. The record is from RefSeq and is a predicted model, not a curated record.
GAGUUACAAAAUGGUAAACAUCGAAAUUUCUUAGACCUUAUUGAUGUGGCAAUAUUCGACUUCCUGAUAGUAAAUUAUGAUCGACAUCACUAUACAUUGCUAAGUAUGUUCAAGAAUGAAAGCUUUGUCGCCUUGCUGGAUAAUGGAAAAGGCUUUGGAAACCCUAAUAAGGAUGAUAUCACAUUCUUAGCUCCAGUAUAUCAGUGUUGCAAAGUCCGGCGGUCAACAUACUAUAGGCUGAAGGAGCUUUCCCAAGAAAACAGUAAACUCAGCACAUUGAUGCGCUCAUCCAUGUCCCAUGAUGCAAUUUCGCCAAUCAUUAGUGAAAAAUUCCUAACUGCACUUGAUCGGAGACUUAAAAAAGUACUAGAAACCAUACAAACUUGUUUCAUGGACAACAGUGAAGACAAAGUGCUUAUGGGUGCCUAGCAACAUGUAAACAUGCCAUUUGAAAAAGGUCUGAUUAGUUCAAUAUUCUACUGUUUUAUGUUGCAGUACCUUUUGUUUGUACAGUUGUAUAUUUUUAGCCAUCAGUACUCAAGCCAACGAUAAUGAAAAAAAAAAAUCACCUUGAGCUCAACAUUAUAGUGACUGACCGGGAGGCAGUGUGUGGCAUGAAGUGUUCAUGACAUACAACCAGUGCAAUGUACAUGCUCACUGUAAUGCAGUACUUACCACACAACCAUUGUAAUGCAAAUGCUACAUAGCCACCAAUUUAGAGCAUGCCAUUCAUCCCCUGUAAAGUUGCGGGGGCUUCCCACCAAGCUGAUGCUACACAACCACCUUACACCUGGAAUGUAGUAGCUACCUAUCUACAGUAAUACGUGCUACCUUACAACUGAAAUGAAUCUGAUGCUACACAUCAACUGCCCUUUGGUGCAUACCAUGCAACUGCUACAAAUACAGCAAAUGCCAUAUGCCACACAUGUAAAGGAUGCCACCAUCUGUUAUGUAGCACAUGCCAACAACUAUAGUAAUUGCCACACACCAGUUGCCAUGUAGCAUAUUCCUGGAGUUUAAAUGUUCAUCUCAUAACCGUACUUGGUUGUUUUAAUGACCUGAAGAUAAGAAAUCUCAAGCCAUGUAGAGUAUGUUAAGUGGUGCUUAGGUGGGAUUUUUUUUUAUGCUAUGUUUUGCGAACUUAA